CACCGUAGCACGACUUGCCUUCGGCUGCCAUAUCGCUCGGCCUGCUCUGCUCGCGCAACCCGACUUUCUGCUUUCCCAAUCCGACGCGUGUCUGCUUUCCCAACCCGACGGGUGUCUGAUCAGGAAUACAGAAUCAAACUUGUCUGAUUUUUGUGUCUGAACCACUGGGCAACCUGAUCUCUCCGACCCUUGUCGGUCUGCGCUCUCGUUUCGACGUUCUGCGACUCCGAGUCCGCUGCCCAAGCAACCACUCUGCCCAAGCAACCACUCUGCGAAAACAUACCUCCUGUGAAAACAUACCUCUGCGAAAACAUACCUCUCUGCGAAAACAUACCUGUCUGCCAAAGCAUACCUUCCUGCGAAAACAUACCUCUCUGCGCUCGAGCCGCGGCCCUAUCCCAACAUGCCCCCACCCACUCCCUUCCGCCCCGCGCUGCUCGUGAUCGACAUGCAGAACGAUUUCUGCCCGGGGGAUGGUGACAUCCCACCCGGCGCCCUCCCCGUCCCCGGCGGCCGCGACAUCAUCCCCGCCAUCAACGGCCUCCUCGCGCGGCCUGCGUUCGUGUACAGGGUGGCGACGCGGGACUGGCACCCGAGGGGGCAUGUGUCGUUUGCGGAGAAUCAUGAGGGGAAGAAAGCUUUCACCGACUCCGUGACCAUCACGCACCCCGAAGACGUCGGGAAAGGGGGUGGGGACAGCGGGAAGGACGCCCCCAACCCGACACGGCGCGCGUAUACGACGCGCCUCUGGCCCACGCACUGCGUGCAACACACCUGGGGCGCAGAGCUCGUCGCCGGCCUCAAUCUCUCAGCCUCUUCUGCUGUCGAUAACGCGAACGAAGAAGGAAGGGGAAACGCACCAGCCGUCGACCUCAUCCCCGCCAAAGGCGUCGACCUCGACCUCGUCCCCGCCAAAGGCGUCGACCUCGACCUCGUCUCCGCCAAAGGCGUCGACCUCAUCCUCGACAAGGGCACCGACCCGCGCGUGGAGAUGUACUCCGCGUUCUACGACCCGCUAAAGGUAGAGGAUAGCGGGCUGGCGCGGAGGCUGAAGGAGGUGGAAAUCAAGGGGGAGAAAGGGGUGGAACAGAAGGGGGAGAAAGGCAUAACGCACGUCUACGUCGUCGGCUUGGCCUAUGAUUAUUGCGUGCGGGCGACCGCGCUGGACGCGAGCGCAGAAGGCUUCGACGUCGUCCUCGUCCGCGACGCCACGCGCGCCGUCGACCCCGCGCCCGACAAGUUGGCCGCGCUGGAGAAGGAGCUGGAAGGGAAGGGCGUGAGGGUGAGGGGGUUGGAGGAUGAGGAGGUGAGGGGGUGGUUGGGGUAGGGGGGGAAGGAUGGGGUAGGUUGAACUGGGAAGAGAGGGAAUGAGGUUCGGCAGAGAGAAUGAGGUUUGGAAAAGAGAGGAGACGGCGAACGAGGUUGAUUAGAAAGAGAGGACGACGAACGAGGUUCAUUGGAAAGAGGGGCCGGGCUUAGGGGGGGACGGGGGGGGGG
Schizophyllum commune H4-8 is the source of this 1497-nucleotide messenger RNA. RefSeq names its product Isochorismatase hydrolase. The record is from RefSeq and is a predicted model, not a curated record. Bases 404 to 1327 code for a protein of 307 amino acids. The transcript has 4 exons. NCBI's taxonomy places the organism in Eukaryota, Fungi, Basidiomycota, Agaricomycetes, Agaricales, Schizophyllaceae.